UGUCGGACACCGAGACACGCUUAAUUCAAGAAGUGUCUGUGAUUCUUACACUCUAUAAUUAACCAAAUCAUGUCUCAACUCUAAACAUAGCCUGAAUAUCAUCAAUACACAACAACAAUAACAAUAUUCAAAUAUACAACAUCACCAUUCACCACCCUCUACAAAAUCAAACCAAACAAAUCAAGAUAACUAAUUAACUAUUAAUUCAAACCAAGAAAAACAAAAGGGGCAUCAUAAAUUGGUUAAUGAAAGUAACAAUACAGAUCCAAAAGAAGAAAAAAAAACAUAGAUCUCAUGAACUAGUAGGCCCACAAGAGAAAACCUGAUGAGGUAACCUCAAAGCUUCAGAUUUAGAGAAACAAGUAUCAUCAAGAUCUUGGCUGGUACACCAGGUACACUUGGAAUUCUGAGAACACUUUGACUUCAAUACCAAAUCUCCACAGUUGAGAAGAAUAGGCCUCUUUGUUGAAAAGGGUUUCCUAGAUGAAACAUCUUGAGCAACCACCACAGCAUGAAAGGGUUGACAUAGAAAAAGGAAGAGAAAGAGAAAGAAGAGUGGUUUGGAGUUGGAGAUAGAGAACACCAUGGAUGAUGAUUCCAAGAUCAAAGAUUUCAGCUUUGAAAAAAAAAGGUAGAGACAUGAAAUUUAAACUUCCAUGGUGGUGUAAUGUGGGGUGGAAAAAACAGGAAUGGGAUGGGCUUGACGAGUGUUUUGCCGCGGCUGAUUUGGGGAACAUGUAUAUUCCCAACAUGGAUAAGGUUAAAGAACAGAUUAUGGAUGCACUAAGAGUGAGAGACCAAGGAGAGAAUAUAUUCGGAUUAUGUGGGCCAAAUAAAAGAGUCGAUUAUUUUGUAGAAACAACUAUAAGAAGAGCCGAGAGAGAUAGAUUGUUCCAAAAUAUUGUCACAACAACUGUGACAGAGAAGCCAGACAUUACUAAGAUUCAAACAGAAAUUGGUGAUGCAAUAGGUCUUAAUUUUGACGAUAAGAGAGAUUUAGCUGAAUCAAAUUGUUGCAUGUGUUUUGGUAAUAACAAAAGAAUAACUACUGCAGAAAGAGCUCGUCUUCUGUUUGCUAAGAUGAAGGAGCUGCAAACAGUUCUAGUUGUACUAUAUGAUCUUCAUGGUAGACUUGAUUUAGGUGAGAUUGGUAUCCCCUUUGGUGAAGAUCAUAAUGGUUGCAAGAUAUUGUUGACAUCCACAAGUCUCGAGGUUCUUUCCGAACAAAUGAAGGUUCAUAAAUUGAUACAAUUAUCAGAGACAUGACACAAUUCUCUUCCUAAUAGUGUUCGAAGCAAGAUGAAAAUUUGAAGUCCAAACAUGCACGUCAUUUGGAAAAACACCACGUUUAAGAGAUUAGAGGCUGAGAAGUGCUUUGUAGGUAUAGACGAACUAAGACUUAGUUUUUUUUUUACUGUCAAAUGUUUGUGUUUGUAAUCAAAGAUUUGGAUCCAGUUCAGAUAAUAAUUUCCUUUUUUCUUUCAGCUAAUUUAACUUUUAAUCUAUUUUUUUCCUCGGUCCAUUGUCCGUUUUUGCUGAAUUGCUGAAAUUCAUUUGUUUAUAAUCUACUCUUUAAUCUUCUAGUUAAAGGCCUGGAUAGUAUUUACAGUUGGUGUAGAUAUACAACACAAAGACAACUUUGAUGUUCAUGAUGCAUGUUUCUUGUGUUUACUUUUGACUUGUUUUUACCAUAUGAGUGAGCUUUGUGUUUCAUUAUUAUACAAAAGGGUUGGUUUCUCUAUUUGACUAGGUGAGCUUGGUGGCUAUAGUGUAUUUUGUUAUGAGUUCAAAGGCUGAGUUCCAUUUUCCUUCAUUUCGUCUAAUAAAGCCGGGUAUACUUUACUUUGCAGGCAACAAACAUGGCUGUUUAAUUAUUUGAAGGGUGAAUAGGUGGAAGCAUGAAAUUUGAACUUUCGCAAACAUAAUUGUGGUGUUGCAACUCUCAUUAUAGGCUAGGGAUAGGUCCCUCGCGUAUGGUGGUGCGACAAAGUGGGUUGGACACCUCUAAAGUGAGUAUAUAGUAGCAUAGAGUAAAGUGAAAAUAAAUGUGCUGUAACUUCUUGUGCCAUUAUGUUUAUUGAGAAUUUGAUUCCGUAUAAAAAGGCUUGUUUUGGGGACAUGUACAUUCCAACCGUGGAUGAUAAGGUUAAGGAACAGAUUAUGAGUGCACCAAGAGCGAGUGACCAAGGAGAAAGAAUAAUUGGAUUAUGCGGGCCAGAUAAAAGAGUCGAUCAUUCUGUAGAAACAGCUAUAGGAAUAGCUGAGAGACAUCAAUUGUUCCAAAAGAUUGUCAAAGCAACUGUGACAAAAAAAAACUGGACAUUACAAAGAUUCAGACACAAAUCGGUGAUGCAAUAGGUCUCAAUUUUGAUGAUCAGAUGAAUCUAGCUGGAUCAACUUCCUGCAUGUGUUUUGGUAAUAACAAAAGAAUGACAACUGCACAAAGAGCUCUUCUUCUGUGUGCUAAGAUGAAAGAGCUGCAAACAGUCCUAGUUGUACGGUAUGAUUUUCAAGGUAGGCUUGAUUUAGGUGAGAUUGGUAUCCCCUUUGGUGUAGAUCAUAAUGGCUGCAAGAUAUUUCUAACAUCAACAAGUGUAGAGGUUUUAUCCGAACAAAUGAAGGUUCAUGAAUUGAUACAAUUAUCAGAGAUAUGACAUGAUUCUCUUCCAACUGGAAGAAAAUCUGAGGUUCAAACAUGCACAUCGUUCAAAAAGCACCAUGUUGGAGAGAUUAGAGGUAGGCAAACUACUUUGUUGGUGUAAAUGAACUAAGAUUAUAUAUUUUUUCUUUUGUUUUCUGUCAAGUGAUUGCGCUUGUAAUCUAAAAUAUGAUUACAUUUCAGAUAAUAAUAACUAUCAUAUAAUGUUGUCAAAAAAAAAAACAAAAAAAACUAUCAUAUAACUGUCCUUAUAUUACUGUCA
Messenger RNA from Trifolium pratense (red clover), 2921 nucleotides. Its product is annotated as probable disease resistance protein At5g47260. NCBI's taxonomy places the organism in Eukaryota, Viridiplantae, Streptophyta, Magnoliopsida, Fabales, Fabaceae. The transcript is spliced from 4 exons. Bases 589 to 1266 code for a protein of 225 amino acids. Gene Ontology annotation, molecular function: ADP binding. The record is from RefSeq and is a predicted model, not a curated record.